Messenger RNA from Odocoileus virginianus texanus, 3437 nucleotides. The record is from RefSeq and is a predicted model, not a curated record. NCBI's taxonomy places the organism in Eukaryota, Metazoa, Chordata, Mammalia, Artiodactyla, Cervidae.
UACAGGAUCUUUGAUCUUUGUUGCAGUAUGUGGGAUCUUUAGUUCUGGCAAGUUCCCUGACCAAGGAUUGAAUCUUGGCCCCUUAUAAUGGGAACGCGGAGUCUUAGCCACUGGACCAUCAGUGAAGUCCCUUUAUGUGCCUCUGUUUAUGCCAGUACUGUACUGUUUUAAUUAUUGUAGCUUGGUGGUAUAGUUUGAAAUCAGGAAGCAUGAUGCCUUCAACUUUGUGGAGCUUUCUUGGCUGUUCAGCAUCUUUAUUGGUUUCAUAUAAAUUUUAAGAUUUUUCUAUUUUUGUGAAAAAUACCAACGAGAUUUUGAUAGGGGUUGUUUUGAAUUUGUAGGUGACUUUGGGGAGUGUAGACAUUUUAACACUCUCUUGUUAAUUAAUGUCAAUUGUCUUAUUAUUUGAUGUCAAUUAAUUAUUCCAACCCAUGAUCAUGGACUACUUAUUUGUGGUUUCAAUUUUUUUUGUCAGUGUCUUAUAGGUGUCAGUGAACAGGUCUUUCAUCUCUUUGGUUAUAUUUAUUCAUAGGUAUUUUAUUCUUUUUGAUACAAUUGUAAAUCCGAUUCUUUUCUUAAUUUAUAAUAGUUUGUUAUUCGUGUAUGGAAAUCAACUUAUGUUUGUAUAUUGAUUUUGUAUUCUAUAACUGAACUUGUUUAUUCUAACAGUUUUUUUGGUGGAGUCUUAUAGAAUUUUCUGUAUGUAACAUUAUACACAAACCGAUUGUCUUGCUUCUGUCUGUAUGAUUUGGGUGGUUUUUAUUUUUCUUGCCUAAUUGCUUUGGCCAGAAUGUCCAGUACUGUGUUGAAUAAAAAUGGUGAGAGUGGGCAUCUUUGUUUUGUUCCUGAUCUUAGAAGACAGCUUUUAGCUCUUUACCGUUGAGUAUGAUGUUAGCUCGGGGCUUGUCGUGUAUGGCUCUUAUUAUGUGUUGGUAUUUUCUAUCUGUAUACAGUUUAUUGAGGUUUUUAUCAUGAAUGGAUAUUGAAUUUUAUCCACUACUUUUUCUCCAUUUAUUGAGAGGAGUGUGAUUUUUAUUUUGUUAAUGUGUGUCACAUGAAUUGAUUUGGGAAGGUUGAGCCAUCCUUGCCUCCCUGGAAUACAUUUCAGCUGAUCAUUGUGCGUGAUCUUUUUAAUUAAGUGUUGAGUUCAGUUUGCUGUUAUUUUGUUGAAGACUUGUACAUCUAUGUUUAUUAAAAAUAAAUAUUAUUUUCUUUCCUUGUUGUGUCUUUGUCUGGUUUUAGUAUUAGAGCAAUACUGGCUUUGUUUGGAGGCAUUUAGAGUUCUUUGAAAGGAUUUUCCACUCAGAAGACCCUCCACUGGCCAUUCUCCCAAAAGACUGUGUGUUCAUCUGGGAGCCUGGAGCCAGAGCCCUGCCUCUGGCCCAGACCUGGACUUGUGUUUAAGGGGCAUGUCUGAGGAGGUCCCACUCCAGGAGCUGGUGGGGAGUGGGGGUGGGGUCUGGUGGAGUGUGGAUCUCACCUCUUCUGGGAGCUGUGUUCUGCAUGCCUGACUUCAUAUUUCCUGUGCUUGCCCAGGAACUGCCCGGGCCCUGGCCAUGGGGCACUGUCGCCUUUGUCAUGGGAAGUUCUCCUCCCGGAGUCUCCGCAGCAUCUCCGGCAGGGCGCCUGGGGAGAGCUCAGAAAGGCCACCCCCUGGGGACCGUGUUUUCAUCCGAGAUUUUCAGCGCCUCCUGGGCGUGGCUGUCCACCAGGACCCAGCUCUGUCCCAGUUUGUCUGCAAGAACUGCCAUGCCCAGUUCUACCAGUGCCACGGCCUCCUCACAUCUUUCCUGCAGCGAGUCAAUGUUCUCCCGACAGGCCGCCGGAAGCCUUGCACAAAGGUCGGUGUCCAGCCACGGAUGGGGCCGGAGGAGGGAGCGUGUGUGGUGGACCUGAUUGCUUCGAACCCCCAGGGCCUGCGUGGCUUGGUGGGGUGGGUGCACAGACACGCGGCUGGCUGCGGGGCCCUACCUAGCCUCCAGAGGACGCUGUCCUCCGAGUACUGUGGUGUCAUCCGGGCCGUGUGGGGCUGCGACCAGGGCCAUGACUACACCAUGAACGCCGACUCCAGCUGCGGGGCCCUCUUGCUGGACAGCGCUUUGGGUGUCAAGUGGACGUGGGACAAGGAUUCAGCCCCACGACUCCCCCAGCAUCGGGGGUUCAGCCCCACCGGGGCUGCCCCUCAGAGCUCCCAAAGCAGAGCAGCUGCGGCUGGGGCUGAGACCGAGACACUCCCCAGCAUGGACACAAACCAGCUUCCUUCAGAUGGUGACCCAGUGGGACCGGGGCCGGGACCCCCGUCUCAGCCAAGCCUCCCCCAAGGUGGGACCCCAGGGCAAUUGGGUGAGAAGCAGGUUCCAUCUCCAACCUCGGAUGAUCGGGUAAAAGACGAGUUCAGUGACCUUUCUGAGGGAGAUUUCCUGAGUGAAGAUGAAAAUGACAAGAAGCAGAACACCCAGUCCUCGGAUGAGUCCUUUGAGCCGUACCCAGGAAAGAAGGUGUCUGGUAGGAAAGGUGAAAGCAAAGAAGCCAAGAAGUCAGAAGAACCAAAAAUCCGAAAGAAACCUGGACCCAAGCCGGGCUGGAAGGGCAAGCCGCGGGAGGAACUACCCACCAUCUACAAGUGUCCGCACCAGGGCUGCACGGCCGUAUACCGCGGGGCCGACGGCAUGAAGAAGCAUGUCAAGGAGCACCACGAGGAGGUCCGGGAGAGGCCCUGCCCACACCCCGGCUGCAACAAGGUGUUCAUGAUCGACCGCUACCUGCAGCGCCACGUCAAGCUCAUCCACACAGAGGUGCGGAACUACAUCUGCGAUGAGUGUGGACAGACCUUCAAGCAGCGGAAGCACCUCCUGGUCCAUCAGAUGCGCCACUCUGGAGCUAAGCCUCUGCAGUGUGAGGUCUGCGGGUUCCAGUGCCGGCAGCGGGCAUCCUUGAAGUACCACAUGACCAAGCACAAGGCUGAGACGGAGCUGGACUUUGCCUGUGACCAGUGUGGCCGGCGGUUUGAGAAGGCACACAACCUCAACGUGCACAUGUCCAUGGUGCAUCCGCUGACGCAGACCCCAGACCAGGCCCCGGAGGCCCCACCCAGGCCCGCAGCAGGGCAGGUGGUGAAGGCUGAGCCCACCUGAGGGCCUGCCCGCCCUGAGGUCAGGGGUGGUGACUGAACUUCAGGCCUGUGGGCAGAGUGGUGUCCUGACGCACCCCCACUAUGUGUGCUGGGUGGUGAUGGUUCAGUCCACGGCUUGCGGGGUCUUGUGGCCUCUGCUCUGGGACCAGCAGUUUCUUCUCCUAUAAGCAGAGUAACUUGGGCCAGAUGCAGAUUUUUUAGAGAACUGAUUCCUCUUCCCCACUAAAGCAAUUGAGAUUUGUAACCCACUUUUCAGGGCAACAAGAGCUCCAUGUUAUGCUUGUAAUAAAUUAUUUACCGAGGA